Melanotaenia boesemani (Boeseman's rainbowfish) is the source of this 4153-nucleotide messenger RNA. Its product is annotated as CD109 antigen-like. The record is from RefSeq and is a predicted model, not a curated record. Gene Ontology annotation, cellular component: extracellular region. Lineage: Eukaryota; Metazoa; Chordata; Actinopteri; Atheriniformes; Melanotaeniidae. The coding region runs from base 47 to 4129 and encodes 1360 amino acids. Gene Ontology annotation, molecular function: endopeptidase inhibitor activity. The transcript is spliced from 32 exons.
AACAUGAACAGGAUCUGGACCUUGGCCGUGUUCAUUGCACUUUCUCAUGCAGCACAGAGUUCUUCCAAGUCCAGAGGUGCUGCAUGCUGGUGCACCCACUCCGUUGGCUGUCACUGUUUUUGCCGACUUCCCUGGAAAAGUGACGGCUGAAGUGACACAUGGCAACACCAAAGUCGCCCACACAGAGGCCAUCCAAGGAGGUUUAACUAGUGUCCUUACACUUCCUCCUAUUUCUGGCUCUUUAUCGCACAAUUCCCUUUUAAACUUGACAGUAAAGGGCUACAAGGGGGACAGUCUUAUUUUUACCAACACUACCAUCCUCACCUUCAGCACCAGGAAUGUCACCGUCUUUAUUCAAACGGACAGAUCACGCUACAAACCGGGGGACGGUGUCAAAAUAAGAGUUGUGUCUGUCCAUCUGGACAACCAUCCAUAUCGAGGCAGAGUGGAGAUUUCUGUGCAGGAUCCCAGUGGGGGUGUUGUUGAAAUGUGGGAGUCCACAGGGAAUCUGGGGAUUGUCUAUCAAGAAUUCAGCUUAUCGCCGAUGUCUCCUCUUGGAGAGUGGAAGAUCACAACAACUGUGAAUGGCUUGACUGAUGAGAAAACAGUCACUGUGGAGGAUCAUGAGCUCCCUCCUUUUGAAAUGCUGGUGAAGACGUCUUACUGGGUCCUGGUUGGAAAUGAUAUCUGGGGAUCAGUGAGAGCACUUUACUCCAGUGGUCAACCUGUACGUGGAUCAUUAGUCGUUAAUGUCACUUUGGAAGCUGCUGCAAACGAUGUAGCAUCUCCUUUCCAGCUAACACAAACUAAAGAGAUCUACGGGUCAGCUCAGUUUUUCUUCAGUACAGAUCAGCUUCAGCCUCUACACUCUUCCUCAGCUAUAAACACCACUGGUCCCAUUGUAGUACACAUUUCUGCCUGUGUUAACGACAGCUCCACAGGGUUGAAAGUGAACAAAAGAGCUGAAGUCCACUUUAUGCAAAACACAUACCAGCUCGUGUUCAUUGAUUUUCCACCAUCACUAAAGCCAUCCUUACACUUCUCUGCAACACUGAGGAUAACAAGAUAUGACAGAAAGCCUCUCAGCUCGUCGGACCUAACGCACCCUGUCGUGGUGAAAGUCACUCAGAGAGCCGCUUUGAUGAACAUGGGACCUACAACUCUCACACUUCCUGUGCCUGAGGAUGGGAACAUCCACAUAAAGUUUAAGUUACAAAAUCAAGUAGAAAUGGUUUUUAUCCAGGCCAGAUUCCAGUCCAGUGAGGAGACUCUGAGGGUCCACACCAACUACUCCUCUCCUAGUGGGUCCUAUAUUCAGAUUUCCCCACCCAACACAUUAUCUGCACAGAUUGGAUCCCCCCUUCAACUUAAUGUGGAGAGCACCUUUAAACCAGUAAAAUUUCACUUUGUGGUAAGCUCUAAAGGUCAGGUGGUGGCUGCUGGAACAAAAAACUCCUCCUCUUUCUCCCUGACCCCAGCACUGUCCUGGUCCCCCGAGGCCUGUGUCCAUGUUUACUGCCUCUUAUCUAACGGAGAGGUUAUCAGUGAUACAGCACACGUAUCUAUCCAUCAACACAACAAUGUCACUCUUGACUGGAGCAGUGAGAAGGCCCAGCCGGAUGAGCAGGUAUCACUCACUGUGGCUGCCCAUGAAUCUGGGUUCCAAGUAGGAAUUGUGGUAAUUGGGAUGCAUAAUGACGCCCUGCAGUAUGAUCCGGACUUCAAAGAGCGGGAAUGUAACCUUAAGAUGCUGACCAAUGCUGGAUUGUAUCAGAAAAAGCAGUCAGAUGGAUCUAAAAAUGGUAAAGAUUAUCUAAUAGUGGAGAAGUACUGGAGCCACUGGGUGGAAAACUCUGAGUCCCUACUGUGGUUAGACUCCAGUGUUAGUGAUAAUGUGUGGACCAGUGAGAAAAUAACAGUACCUGAUGGUGUAUCUUUUUUGGGAGCUUUCGCACUGGUGAUGUCAAAAAAUCUGGGCUUGAGCUUCACUCCUGUGCCGCGAAUGUUGACCGUAUCCAAAGAUUUCUCCUUGUCUCUCGCCGUCCCUUCACACCUCAUCCGAGGAGAGGAAAUUGUGCUGGAAGUAAACAUCAUUAACCAUCUAGAGCAGAGCAUCGAGGUCAUUGUGUUGCUAGCACAGAGUGAAGCCUUCGAGUUUGUUUUGACAGAGCGAAAGGACGUGUCUGUUAUAAAUGCCCAGAAACUCACAGUAGGGAGUCAUGUGUCUGCCUCAGCCCUAUUUCCUAUAAGGCCUUUGGCUCUGGGUGAGAUGGAAAUAUCUGUGGAUGCCGUAUCUGCAGAGACAUCAGACAUCCUUGUACGGAAAGUAAUGGUGAAGCCUGAAGGAGUUGAAAAGUCCUUCUCACAGACUCUGUUUCUGGAGCUGACACCAGAGAUGGACAGCAGCUCCACGUCUGUCUCCUUCUCCUUUCCACCUCAUGUGGUACCAGGCAGCCAGAAGGCCUAUAUGGCAUUGGGUGGUGAUAUCUUGGCUUUGUCUAUUAACAACUUGGAGUCAUUGAUUCAACUCCCUACUGGAUGUGGGGAACAGAAUAUGUUCCACUUUGCUGCAAGUGUGUAUGUUCUCCAGUAUUUAGUCAAGUCAACCCAGGAUGACAGCGAGAUUAGUAGCAAAGCUUUGGAAUACAUCAAGAAAGGAUACCAGAAACAACUGUCCUACCAACGGAAUGAUGGUUCCUUCAGUGCUUUUGGAGCAAAAGAUACCUCUGGUAGCACAUGGCUGACUUCCUUUGUGCUGCGCUGCUUCAUCCAGGCUCAGCCCUACAUACAGGUAAACCAGGGGGUGUUGACCAGGGCCAUGACUUGGCUCCUGAAACACCAGGGGCCCCAGGGGGAGUUCACUGAAGUUGGCAAGCUCAUCCAUACAGAGAUGCAGGGGGAGCUGGAUGAUGGCCCAGUGGCUCUCACGGCUUACGUGCUACUAGCAUUUCUAGAGAACGAGACCUAUGCAGGCAUGUAUGCAGACAAUGUGUCUCUGGCUCUGAGGUACCUGGAGAGCAAAGUGUCCAGCAGUGUGGUCAGUAACUACAGCCUGUGUCUGGUGGCUUAUACUCUCGCUCUGGGAAACCGUCCUGCUGCUGAGAGAGUCAUUACUGAGCUCAUCCGGAGAGCUGACUACAGAGAUGGCAUCAUGAUGUGGGCAUCCUCUGCUGGCCUGAGGUCACAUGACUGGCAGCCGCGCUCAGCACAGAUAGAGAUGGCUUCUUAUGUGCUGAUGGCUCUAUUUAUGCGUGGCAACUUUAUUGAAGGCAUUACACUAAUGAAGUGGUUAAGUACACAGAGAAACCAUUUAGGGGGCUUCGGGACGACUCAGGACACGGUCGUUGCCCUUCAGGCUCUGGCUUAUUAUUCUGCAUUCAGUGGUGCCAACGCCAUCGACCUCAGAUUUAAUAUAUCCUCACCUACAUCUUCAUUUGUGUUUCAAAUCAACUCCACCAACUAUCGGCUGCGUCAGAGCCAAGAGAUUAUUGCUGAUGAAGAUUUACUUCUAAACAUAUACUUGGAAGGAAGAGGAUUUGCCUUAUUUCAGAUGAAUGUUUUCUACAAUGUGGAGAGUGAAGCUGCAGACAAAGAAGCGUUCUCAUUAAAAGCUAAUCUGACAGAUGACAGUAAUAGCAAUCACAUGAUGUUAUCCAUAUGUACGAGACUAAAGGACAAUCAGGCAAUAUCUCAAACAGGUAUGGCUAUAAUGGAGGUGGGCAUGUUGAGUGGUUUCUCUCUCUUCCCCGAAGCUGCUCUCCCAGCAGGUCUCAUCAUGAUGAUGAAAAAAGCACCAGAAAAAAUCAUCUUGUACCUGGAUUCAAUCAACAAAUCUGAGGUUUGCAUCCAACUUCCUAUUGUCAGAAAUUACAAAGUGGCUCAUGUAAAGGACGCCAUGGUCCAGGUUCAUGACUACUACGAACCUACAAGAAGAGCAAGAAGCACAUACAACUCAGACAUUCUUCAGAACAUUGAUUCCUGCUUCUUCUGUGGUGAAAACUGUGAUAUCUGUAGGCCGGGAAUCACCAUCACAACCAACUCCUUCCUGCCAUCUCGCUCAGUUAGUGGAGCUACAUUCAGCUUAAGUUGCCUGUGUCUUGGAGUCACUGCUUUUUUUGUUUUAUUCUGAUUAGAUGAAAACUUAUGAUUCACA